Messenger RNA from Dermatophagoides farinae (American house dust mite), 3251 nucleotides. RefSeq names its product cGMP-dependent protein kinase 1. The record is from RefSeq and is a predicted model, not a curated record. Gene Ontology annotation, biological process: protein phosphorylation. Lineage: Eukaryota; Metazoa; Arthropoda; Arachnida; Sarcoptiformes; Pyroglyphidae. Gene Ontology annotation, molecular function: ATP binding; cGMP-dependent protein kinase activity.
UGAAAACAACAACAACAACAACAACAACAGCAGAAAAAAAUUUUUUCCAGCUGAAUUAAAUGCAAAUAUUUCUGUGUUUCGCUUGUUAUAUUUAUAUACUGUAUUUAUAAAUCAAAAAUCCAAAUGUUCGAAUAAUGGGUAAUCAUACAUCUACAUUUAGACGAUUACAAACGACAAAUACAACACCAACAUCAUCAACAACGUCGACAACAAGAAAACAACGAGAACAUCAACGACCAAUUAAUACAUAUCAUCAUAAUCAUCAUCAUCAUCAUCUGAAUCGUUUACGAUUCGUUAAUCAUUGUCCAUCAUCAUCUUUGUCAUCAUUUUCAUAUCAUAAUCAUUGUCCUACUAAUAAUAACCUGAAAACAAACGUAAUAGAUAUGGAAAUUGAUCAUCCAAUGCAGAUUGAAUCAAAGAAUGAUAAUUUAUUACAUAAUUUGAAUAAUAAGAAAAAAUUAUUAUUGGAUUCUAAUAAUAAUAACAAUAAUGAUGAUUCGGACAUAAUCAAUGAUAACAAUGAAUUUAAUAAUCUUUCCAAUGAAAUGGAUCGUCUUCGUCAUGAAUUACGUGAUUCAAAACGUAAAGUUUAUGAACGUGAACAACAAUUAUUGAAAUUACAUCGUGAAGUACAUAAACUUCGAUCUGUAUUGGAUCAUUCAGAUGCAAUGAAUGUUACAUUGAAAAUGACAUCAUCACAACAACAACAACAACCAUUUGAUUCAUUUUUUGUUAACAAUUUGAAUGCAUAUGAUCAUCAUAUGAAUUAUAUAGAUAAUUAUAAUCGAUUAGAUGUCACACAACCAGAAAAGAAAAAAGGUGUUAGUGGUGAAUCAUUAAAUUCUACCGGUAAUAAUGGUAUUGAUGAUGGUGGCAAUGAUGGUGUUAAAAAUCGAUCACAGAAAAUUAUCAAUUUUUUUUGGAAAGAUUUUGAUUGUCGCCGUAUCAUACAGGAAGCAUUGAUGGAUAAUUCAUUUCUAAAAAAUUAUCUGAAUAAUGAACAAAUUGAUUUGAUUGUUAAUUCAAUGUAUGUAAAAGAAUUCGCUAAAAGCCGUUAUAUUUGUCGUCGUGGUACAUACGGUUCACAUCUAUACGUUAUAAGCUAUGGUAAAUGUGAAGUGAUCGAUGCUCGUGAUCGUCCGGUCAAUCAAAUGGGUCCAGGUAAAGCGUUCGGCGAAUUGGCAUUAUUAUAUAAUUGUACACGUACGGCAUCGGUACGAGCAUUGACAAGAGUACGAACAUGGGUAUUGGAUCGUAAAGUAUUUCAAAUGAUCAUGAUGAAAACAUCAUUGGAUCGUACGAAUAGUAUUAAACAAUUUUUGAAAAAGGUUCCAUUAUUGCAAAAUUUAAACGAUGAAAAGAUUACGAAAAUAACGGAUGCCGUUGAAGUGGAUUAUUAUCCACGCGGUGAAUACAUCUGUAGACAAGGAUGUUUCGGUGAUUCGUUUUAUAUUAUUAGUAAAGGUUCAGUUAGAGUGACCAAAGUCCGGUCAAUCAAUAAUCCUAAUAAUCACCAAUAUUAUCAACAAUAUUCAAUGUUUGUCGAUAAUAAUCAUAUUAAUGGAAAUAAUAUGAAUGAUGAUAAUGAUAUUGAAAUGGCCAUUAAAGAAGAUACAAUACGUACAUUAAAUGAAGGAGAUUAUUUUGGUGAACAAGCACUAUUAUUAUUGGAAGGUGCACGUGAAACAUUACUUACAACACCAUCUAAUAAUAAUAAUAAUCAUAAUAAUAUUGAUUUGACGGCAAAAACGGCAUUGAUAAAAACAGAAUUAUCCGAUAAUAUUGGCGCUAUACGUACGGCGAAUGUUAUUUCCGAAGAUUGUGAAUGUCUUGUAUUGGAUCAGACGAAUUUUUUCAAUCUUCUUGGUGAAUUACAAGAGAUAAAAUAUAAAUCUUAUACCGAUUCAAUUAAUGGUAAUCGAAAACAUUCAAAUACACCGGAUAUGAUGAUGAAUGAAUUGGAAAAAUAUCAUCAUUAUCAUUAUUCAAAAUCAUCAACAUUAUCGUCAACAACUAGAACGAUUGUAAAUGAAAAUGAUCUUACACCAUUUGAAUUGUUUAUUAAGAAUCUAAAAUUGACCGAUCUUGAAACAAUUACACAACUAGGGAUGGGUGGUUUUGGUGCCGUCAAUCUUGUACGUUGUUAUCAUGAUCAUGAUAAAGUGUUUGCAAUGAAAAAAUGUUCAAAAGAAUUUAUUCGUGCCUCACGUCAACAGCAGCAUAUUGUUAAUGAAAAAUUAGUGAUGCAAUGUGUUGCCGGCCAUAAUCAAUUUAUAAUUAAAUUAUAUCGAACAUUUCAGGAUGAUUUUAAUGUUUAUUUUCUUAUGGAAACGGCACUUGGCGGUGAAUUAUGGACCGUAUUAAGGCAAAGAGGACCAUUCAAUGAACAAUCCGUCCGUUUUUAUACGGCUUGCGUUGUUGAAGCAUUACAAUAUCUACAUUCAAAAAAUAUUAUUUAUCGUGAUUUAAAACCUGAAAAUUGUCUACUCGAUUCGGAUGGUUAUUUAAAGUUAACAGAUUUUGGUUUCAGCAAGCAUUUACCGGCUGGUAAAAAAACAUGGACAUUCUGUGGUACACCUGAAUAUGUGGCACCAGAAAUUAUAUUGAAUCGUGGUCAUGAUAAAUCUGUCGAUAUUUGGGCAUUAGGAAUAUUGAUUUAUGAAUUAUUGACUGGAUUGCCACCAUUCAUAUCGAGUGAUCCAUUACAAACAUAUCAUAUUAUAUUACGUGGUUUUGAUUCAAUCGGUUUCGAUGAGAAUAUAUUCUCAAAACAUUGUGUAAAUCUUAUACGUAGUCUUUGUCGUGAAAAUCCAAAUGAACGGCUUAUUAUACGUGGACGUAAUGGUUAUAAUGAUAUUAAACGACAUAAAUGGUUUACCGGUUUUAAUUGGAAUAAUUUGUUGCAAAGAAAAAUGAUAGCACCAAUUGUACCGAAAUUAACAUCAAAUACUGAUACAAGACAUUUUGAAUGUUUCAAUACGGAUGACGUAAUCGAUAAAGUUAUUGGUGAUAAUAAUAAUAAUGAUCAAAAACCUAAAGAAAAAUUUAUAAAAAAUAAACAUUCCGGUUCAACAUCAUCAUCAUGGUUUAAAUCAUUGUCCAAUUGUUCGGGUAGUGGACGUAAUUCAUUAAGUAAUAAAAAAACAAUAACAACACCGGAACAACAACAACAACAACGUACAGAUCAUAAAAAUAACAGUGGUGGUGGCGGUGGUAUUGACGAUAAAAAGGUUAAAGAUUCUGAUGUCUGA